AUGAAAGAUAUCCAAAAGUCUGAUGAACUUAUUGUCCCUGACAACGUCUCUGUCAAAAUCCAAUCGCGUAUCAUCAAUGUCGAAGGACCUCGUGGCAAGCUCACCAAGAACCUCCGCCAUUUGAACAUUGAAAUCAAGCUUGUUGCCAAGAACAAGCUCCAGUUCUCUGUCUACCAUGGUGCUCGCAAGCAUGUCGCUGCUAUUCGUACCGUCCGCUCUAUUAUCAACAACAUGAUCACUGGUGUCACCAAGGGUUUCCAAUACAAGAUGCGUUAUGUAUAUGCUCACUUUCCCAUCAACGUUAUUGUCAACGGUACCAACGACGCUGUCGAGAUCCGCAACUUUUUGGGCCAAAAGGUGGCUUUCCAAGUCAAGAUGCGCGAAGGUGUUCACUGCGAGGCAUCCAAGUCGCAAAAGGAUGAGUUGCUUAUCACCGGUAAUGAUUUAGAAAAUGUCUCCCAAUCUGCUGCCGAUAUUCAACAAACAUGCCGUGUCAGAAACAAGGAUAUUCGAAAGUUUUUGGAUGGUAUCUACGUCUCUGAACGCAAUGUUCUUGAGCAAGACGAGUAA
Molecule: messenger RNA, 570 nt
Organism: Lichtheimia ornata
Lineage: Eukaryota; Fungi; Mucoromycota; Mucoromycetes; Mucorales; Lichtheimiaceae
Exons: 2
Coding region: 1-570 (189 amino acids)
Biological process (GO): cytoplasmic translation
Cellular component (GO): ribosome; cytosolic large ribosomal subunit
Molecular function (GO): rRNA binding; structural constituent of ribosome
Source: RefSeq, a predicted model, not a curated record